CAAGAAAACCAAAUGGAUCCUGUAAAGUUCUCCUGUUCCAUCUGUUUGGAUCUCCUGAAGGAUCCGGUGACCAUUCCCUGUGGACACAGCUACUGUCUGAGAUGUAUCAAAGAACACUGGGAUGGAGAGGAUCAGAGGAGACUCUGUAGCUGCCCUCAGUGCAGGAAGGACUUCAUACCGAGGCCUGUCCUGGUGAGGAACAUCACGUUAGCAGAGCUGGUGGAGGAGCUGAAGAAGACUGGACUCCAAGGAGCUUCGGCUGGACCUGAGCUGGUGGAGCCCUCCAAGAAGCUCCAGGAGAACAUCUGCCCUCUUCAUGAUGAGGUGAUGAAGAUCUUCUGUCGUACUGAUCAGAAGUUAAUCUGUUAUCUCUGCUUGAUGGAUGAACAUCAAGGACAUGAAACCGUCUCAGCUGCAGCAGAAAGAGCUGAGAAGCAGAAGGAGCUCGAGGCGAGUCGACAACAAAUCCAGCAGAGAAUCCAGGACCAAGAGAAAGAUGUGAAGCUGCUCCAGGAGGAGGUGGAGGCCAUCAAUGUCUCUGCUGAUCAAACAGUGGAGGACAGUGAGAAGAUCUUCACUCAGCUGAUCCGUCUCGUCCAGAAGAGAAGCUCUGAAGUGAAGCAGCAGAUCAGAUCCCAGCAGGAAACUGAAGUGAGUCGAGUCUUGGAGCUUCAGGAGAAGCUGGAGCAGGAGAUCACUGAGCUGAAGAGGAAAGUUGCCGAGCUGGAGCAGCUCUCACACACAGAGGACCACAACCAGUUUCUCCACAACUACCAGUCGGUGUCAGCACUGGGUGAGUCUCCACACUCAUCCAGCAUCAAGGUUCAUCCUCGGAGAUACUUUGAGGACGUCACAGCAGCUGUGGAGGAGCUCAGAGACAAACUCCAGGAUGUCCUGAGGGACACGUGGACAAACAUCUCACUGGCAAUCACUGAUGUGGACGUUUUGCUGCCUGAACCAGAACCAAAGAGCAGAGAUGAGUUCCUGAAAUAUUCUAGAGGAAUCACUCUGGAUCCAAACUCAGCGCACAGACGUCUGGUUUUAUCUGAGGAGAACAGAAGAGCAACAUCAGUGGAAGAACUUCUGUCUCAUCCUGAUCAUCCAGACAGGUUCACUGAAUGGUGGCAGGUUCUGAGCAGAGAGAGUCUGACUGGGCGGUGUUACUGGGAGGUGGAGUGGAGCGGGGAAGGGAUUUUUGUAGCAGUCGCUUACAAGGACAUGAGAAGACCAGGAGGUUCAUGUGAAUGUGGAUUUGGAUCUAAUGACACAUCCUGGGCCUUACAUUGUGGAACUCACAGUUAUGGACUUUGGAACAACUCCAUCCACACUCCAGUCUCUGGUCCUGGCUCCUCCAGGGUCGGGGUGUACCUGGACCACAGGGCCGGUGUUCUGUCCUUCUACAGCGUCUCUGGAACCAUGACUCUCCUCCACAGAGUCCAGACCACGUUCACUCAGCCGCUCCACGCCGGAGUCCGGGUUUUUAAUGGAUCUUGUGCCGAGUUCGUUAAACUGGAAUGA
Molecule: messenger RNA, 1518 nt
Organism: Nematolebias whitei (Rio pearlfish)
Lineage: Eukaryota; Metazoa; Chordata; Actinopteri; Cyprinodontiformes; Rivulidae
Product: tripartite motif-containing protein 16-like
Exons: 1
Coding region: 13-1518 (501 amino acids)
Molecular function (GO): zinc ion binding; protein binding
Source: RefSeq, a predicted model, not a curated record